CCACCCCCCCCCCCCCUCUCCUCUCCCCCGAGCGCCGGCUUCACCUCGCUGUUCCCCUCCCACUCUGCGUCUUCUUUGGCUAGCGGCGACCACAGGGAGGCGGCGCAGCCCUUGGUCAGGUCUUCAUCGGGCGCUUCGCCGGCGACGAGCAUCCGCCAGGUCAUGGCAGAGACCAUAGAUUUAUCAGGGGACGGAGGUGUUCUUAAGACGGUGGUCCGUAAAGCAAAGGAUGAUGCUAUAGCGCCAUCCGAUAGUCUGCCCUUGGUUGAUGUUCAUUACGAAGGCACACUUGCUGAGAAUGGUGAAGUUUUUGACACCACCCAUGAAGACAAUUCUAUUUUCUCAUUUGAAAUUGGACAGGGUGCUGUCAUCAAAGCAUGGGAUAUAGCCUUAAGAACUAUGAAGGUUGGCGAGGUUGCAAAAAUUACAUGCAAGCCAGAAUAUGCAUAUGGAACUGCGGGCUCACCACCGGAGAUACCUCCUAAUGCAACCCUUAUUUUUGAGGUGGAGUUAGUAGCUUGCAGGCCGAGGAAGGGUUCAAGUUUGGGCAGUGUCUCUGAUGAGAAAGCCAGGCUUGAGGAACUUAAGAAGCAGCGAGAGCUAGCUGCUGCUACCAAAGAGGAAGAGAAAAAGAAGAGGGAGGAAGCAAAAGCCGCCGCAGCAGCCAGGGUGCAAGCAAAGCUCGACGCCAAGAAGGGGAAGGGAAAAGGGAAGGGAAAAUAGAUCACAAGGUUGCUGCUGAUUACUGUAACCUAGAAAAUAAUCUGGGAGCAUCCAAGUCAAGCUUGGUUACUUACUAGCUACUGUGCUUGAUGAACGCUGCCCCCUUGCUUCAGUCCCGCACUUUUGCACUGAAAGAGUGAAAGGUGCAAAAUAAGGAGAGAAAUAUUUGGCAUCUACGCGGAUCCCGUUUGCUUUACCAAUCGACAUCACUGCUGAUUUGGGAUAACAUGUUCUUGUCUGAUAGACUAACAUGUUUGUACCUGAAUGCCAAAGUAUUGAAAUUGAGUGACAUUGAAUAGUAGCACUCUACAGAGCUAAUAAUCAAUUAAUCAUUGAGGGGCUCGGAUUUCAUA
Molecule: messenger RNA, 1076 nt
Organism: Panicum hallii
Lineage: Eukaryota; Viridiplantae; Streptophyta; Magnoliopsida; Poales; Poaceae
Product: peptidyl-prolyl cis-trans isomerase FKBP20-1
Exons: 6
Coding region: 163-723 (186 amino acids)
Biological process (GO): protein peptidyl-prolyl isomerization
Cellular component (GO): cytoplasm
Molecular function (GO): peptidyl-prolyl cis-trans isomerase activity
Source: RefSeq, a predicted model, not a curated record